Messenger RNA from Eriocheir sinensis (Chinese mitten crab), 3055 nucleotides. Its product is annotated as ethanolaminephosphotransferase 1-like. Gene Ontology annotation, molecular function: ethanolaminephosphotransferase activity. Lineage: Eukaryota; Metazoa; Arthropoda; Malacostraca; Decapoda; Varunidae. Gene Ontology annotation, biological process: phosphatidylethanolamine biosynthetic process. The coding region runs from base 143 to 1309 and encodes 388 amino acids. The transcript has 8 exons. Gene Ontology annotation, cellular component: Golgi apparatus; endoplasmic reticulum membrane. The record is from RefSeq and is a predicted model, not a curated record.
GAGCAAAGCGGGAGUGAGAGUGAGGCAGGGCAAGGAGGAGGAGGCAGGCAGGCAGGCAGCAGGGAGUCAUGCGGCGGGCGUGUUGACCUCUUAAUAAAUAUAUCCCCGAGUGUGUGUGUCCCGGCGGCCGCAGACUCACGCCAUGGCGGCCAAGAAGUACCUGACGGCGGAGCACCUGCUGGGCUUCGAGAAUUACAAGUACAGCGCCCAAGACACCAGUCCACUCAGCAACUAUGUUAUGCACCCUUUCUGGAACGCUGUGGUCAAGAUCUGCCCGCGCUGGGUGGCCCCCAAUGUGCUGACCUUUGUUGGCUUUCUGUUCACGGUGGGCAACUUUGUCUUGCUGGCCUUCUACGACUACAGUUACUAUGCGUCGAGCGAUGACCCGCCGGGGGACAAGUACCCGCCCAUCCCUAACUGGGUGUGGCUGGCCUGCGCCUUCAACCACUUCAUGGCGCACACGUUAGACGGCAUUGACGGCAAGCAGGCUCGGCGGACAGGCACAAGCAGUCCGCUGGGGGAGCUGUUCGACCAUGGGCUGGACUCGUGGACCACCUUCUUCAUCCCCGCCUGCCUCUGGUCCGUGUUCGGCCGUGUGGACUACAGUAUUACUCCGCUCAGGUUCUACUUUGUCUUGUGGAAUGUCAUCACCUGUUUCUACACGUCGCACUGGGAGAAAUACCUCACCAAGAUCCUGUUCCUCCCAUGGGGCUACGACCUCUCCCAGAUAAUGAUCUUCGUAAUCUAUCUGGUCACCGGGGUCUGCGGCGCACACAUCUGGAAGUUCGAGGUCGUGAGCGGGCUGUCCUCCGGCGUCAUGUUCGAGAUCAUGAUGUACGCCGGCUCGCUGGGCACCUCGCUCCCCAUGUCCUUCUGGAACAUAUACAAGUCGUACAGGGACAAGUCGGGCAAGAUGCUGGGCUUCUGGGCUGCCAUGCGUCCGCUGGUCAACCCACUGGUGUUCUUUUUCCUGGGCACUGUGUGGGUCUACCAGUCGGGCUCAGACAUCAUCAACGAGAACCCCAGGAUGUACUUCUUCAUGAUCGGCACCAUUUUUGCCAACGUUAAUUGUCGUCUGAUCGUGUCCCAGAUGAGCAACACCCAAUGCGAGUUUCUCAACUGGCUCCUCUUCCCGCUGGCUUUCUGUCUGGUCAUCGUGGUGGUGUUCCCCAGCCUGGAGAUCGCCACGCUUGUCAUCAUGAGCGCCGUGGCCACUGUGGCGCACAUACACUAUGGGGUCUGUGUGGUACGCCAGAUGUGCGAACACUUCCACAUCAUGUGCUUCACCAUCAAGGACCGAGCAGAUUGACUACUCGCCGACAGUGCAUAAGGAUUCUGCAGGUGGCUGCCCUCGAAACCAUGGGGAAUAGGUUCACUUUCAUUGUGUUUUGACCGCUGCAAACUCUCAAUGGUAACACUUCAAAGUUUUAGAGUCACCCACAAGUAUACAUAUCAAGGUGUGGUUUGCAACGGCUCACGCUAGGCUAGACUGAACCAAGCUAACACACACACACACACACACACACACACACACACACACACACGGCUGUUUACAAUGAGUUUUAGUCCGUGCAGGAAAUUGGAAAAAUAUCCCGAACCUUCACGUCAUUUACCUCGGAUAAAUCGACAUCCCGCUCAAUACCCAGAACAAGCUAUCUCAAUACUAGGCUCCAAAGACACAUCCUCUUGGUUCAGCCGAUCUUUCCUAACACGACUAAGGUAAGACUGAAUCAAGCUUCGGAUAGCGUUGAAGAAUGGACACACCUGUAGGAUGGAUGGUACGUUAGGUAAGUUUUCAAUGUGGUACAAAAUACUUGAUGAACAAGACAAUAAUGAAAAUCUUAGCUAGGUAACCGGGGCUCGUCUCUGCUCAUUGAAAAUACGAGGGCUUCGGUAACACAGUCGGACGAACGCCACUGUAAUUAAAAAUAUCUUACAUUCCCCCGAGCCGAUACUCUAUGGGGGUUAAGGGUUGGGUACAGCGUUGCAAAUUAUCGUACUCAGCGCAUUGCAUUCCCGUAGUUUCUGGCCGAUAACUAGCAAAAACGAAACCCAUCAAUAUUUUACAGUUUUAGGGCUAACUUUAAUUUUCUACCGUUAUUUGUGUGGUUACGACAGACUUGGAGCCUAAAUAUAAUGCAAUGUUCAGAGUACGACAGUUUGGCAUCGCUGGUGGGAUGUGCUACCAGGAAUGUCUGUGUGAGGUGUGGUAUUAUGGGAACUCUUAGACACGUCAUCACAGUUUAUGGGCGUUCAGGGUGGGAUAUGCUACCGGGAAUAUCUGUGUGAGGCGUGAGGUGUGGUAUUAUGAGAACUUUUAGACACAUUAGCACAGUUCAUGUUCUGACGCAAUAGUUUAUGGACGUUAAGGGUUGGAAAUGCUACUGGGAAUGUCUGUGUGAGGUGUGGUGUUAUGAGAAUCUUCAGACACAUCAGUGCCAUUCAUGUUCUGACACAAUAGUUUAUGGGCGUUAAGGGUGGGAUAUGCUACCGGGAAUAUCUGUGUGAGGCGUGAGGUGUGGUAUUAUGAGAACUUUUAGACACAUCACCACAGUUCAUGUUCUGGCGCAAUAGUCUAUGGGCGGGAAAUGCUACCAGGAAUAUCUGUGUGAGGCAUAACAUAAGGAGUCUGCAAGAGGCCGGUUGUGGUAUGACUGGUAUUACGUAAGUCCUUCAACACAUCGGCACCGUUCAUGUUCUGGCUCUUCCCCGACUGCGUUACCGGCGCCCUCGUCCUCGUCUGCUCCUAGGGCGGUGUAGCCAGAGUUUAGCUUCAGUGUAACAACAGUGCGGGCUAGGUUAGGCUGCUUCCUCUCUUCCUCCUCCUUGUUUCCCCGCUGCCUCAUCUCCUCUGCUUCGUUAUGAUUCCUCGCUGGCGACGCACGACACAUUAGGGCGCCCCGUACACUGUGAUGAAAGGGCCUUGGUACCAGUUUUCAUUUAUUGCUUUGUGCCUUGAGUUGUGUCUUCUGGCGGGGCAUUGGGGAUAAAUGGUGCAAUGUUUAAUAGCUUGUUACUCUAGUCAAUCCUAGGUGUGGGUUAGGCCAGCUCCCCC